Messenger RNA from Anastrepha obliqua, 1946 nucleotides. RefSeq names its product glucosidase 2 subunit beta (gene GCS2beta). Gene Ontology annotation, molecular function: protein binding; calcium ion binding. Lineage: Eukaryota; Metazoa; Arthropoda; Insecta; Diptera; Tephritidae. The record is from RefSeq and is a predicted model, not a curated record. The coding region runs from base 154 to 1767 and encodes 537 amino acids. Gene Ontology annotation, cellular component: glucosidase II complex. The transcript is spliced from 2 exons. Gene Ontology annotation, biological process: N-glycan processing.
UUUCUGUCAUUUUAUCAUUUACAACUAUCACGAAGUUUUGUCGUUGAUGAAAGUUUAGCGCUGUUGGUACAAAAAAAAGUAAAUUACGUUAUCAAGGCCACGUAAUUAAGGCAUUAACUAAAAGUUAACCGCUAACUUAGAAAAGUUAUCACAAUGAUUGCAUUACUCUCAUUGAGAAGGUUUUUUCUACCCCUAAUUGUGCUGGCAAUCGCGGUAACGUUGGGAACAGCGGAUGUUCCACGUCCACGCGGUGUACCGCUGUUCAAAGCCUCGCUCUACACACCCCGUACGGAUAAAAGUUGGGUUUGUCUGGAUAACCAAAAAGCCAUUCGUCAUACCCAAAUCAACGAUGACUACUGUGAUUGUGCGGACGGCAGUGAUGAGCCUGGUACUUCUGCCUGCUCGAAUGGCCACUUCAAUUGUGCCAACCUUGGUCACCGUGCCGAAGACAUACACAGUUCACGUGUAAAUGAUGGUAUAUGUGACUGCUGCGACGGCAGCGAUGAAUGGACUGAGGGUGCUGUAAAUUGUCCUAAUACUUGCGUAGAACUAGAACAAGUGGAAGAACAGCAACGUCGCACUCAAGCCGAACUACAUAAACGCGGUAGUGCUAAGCGAGCGGAAUUGAUAGCCAGGGGAAAGCAAAUGCGCGCUGAUCGUGAAGCACGACGCAAAGUACUGGAACAAAGACGCAAUGAGCAGGAGGCGGUAAAAGUAGAAAAACAAUUACUGAAAGACAUCCAAGAAAGAACUGAAUCAGACGCACUCGAUAUAUACAAAGAGCAACAACGUGAAAAAGAUGCAGCUGCCGCAGAAGCCGCAAGAUUGCAAGAAGACGCACAUACCUUGCGCUAUGAGGCAGAGGAGGCUUUUAUUAAAUAUGACGCAAACAAAGACGGUUUCGUUGAAAUUACUGAAUUAAUGGUAGAUAUGACGCUUGAUCGCGAUCGCAAUAGCAUCGUAACUGUUGAAGAAGCCCAGUAUUUCCUGGAUGACCGUCAUCGCGUCGACUUAAACUCAUUCUGCGAAUUGUCGUGGCCCCGAAUUAAGCCAAUUAAGAUGUUGGCUGAGGGUAUUUUCAAACCACCAAUUCUGGAAGAUGAUGAAAAUCCAAAGCAAGAAACCGAGACACCUGAGCAGCCUGAAGAAGCACAUGAACAUGAAGGUGCCGAUGGUGAAGAAGAGCUUUAUGAGGAUGAAGAAGGUGAAGUGGAUGUUGGGGUCGGAAGUGUGGCUGAUGCAUCACAAACCGAGCCUGAGUACGAUCCUGUAACAAAGCGUGUAAUAGAGAUGGCUAAUGAAGCACGAAAUGCCUACUCCGAGGCAGAGCAAAAGUUACGCGAAAUCGAAAAUGAAAUUAAAGACAUUUCAGACCAAGAUGCUAAGGAUUAUGGCCCCAAUGAGGAGUACGCUGCAUUGGAUGGGGAAUGCUUCGCUUUUGAAGAUCGCGAAUACGUAUAUACGCUGUGUCCCUUCGAAAGAGCUUCACAAAAACAACGCAGCGGUGGCUCAGAGACAACUUUAGGGCGCUAUGAUCAGUGGAUUGGAGAAGGUGAUAGGAAAUACGAUAAGCAGAAGUAUGCACAUGGUGCUGCAUGCUGGAAUGGUCCACAACGCUCAGUUAUUGUACAGUUUAAAUGUGGCUUGGAACAGAAGAUUAUCUCCGUAUCAGAGCCCAACCGUUGUGAAUACAGCUACGUUUUCGAAACACCAGCUGCUUGCGAUGGCGUCGUUGCGAAUGAUACGCGUCAACGUGAUGAGCUUUAAAAAAAGCCAAUAAGUUGAAAAGUACUCCAUAAAAUAGAAAAAUAAUGCUCAUACAUAAUUAGGGCGAUUCAAUACGAAUCCCCCCAUAGAUGUGUGCUUAGUGUUAUUUUAAUUGUAAAGAGAGAAAAAAACGUAAAGUGUGAACACAGCAACUUUAAUAAAUGUAAUUUGUAAUUGAA